AUGUUUAAUUUGAAAGACAUUAUUUAUGGACUUGCAAAAAUUCAUGAUGUAAAUAUUAUACAUCGAGAUUUACAUAGUGGAAAUAUUCUUUUAGCUAAAGUAAACUAUUAUUCUAAAAAUGUAGAAGCAAAAAUAUGUGAUUUAGGAACAAGUAAAUCAGCAACAGAAAAUGACGAUAAUAAUGAUAAUGAAGAAGACAACAUUUAUGGCAUAAUUCCUUAUGUUGCACCAGAGGUUUUACAAGGAAAAAAGUAUACCAAAGCAUCAGAUAUAUAUAGUUUUGGAAUGAUUAUGUGGGAGUUAAUGGUAGGAAGAAGACCUUUUUGGAAUAGAAAUCAUAAUACAGAACUUAUAAUUGAAAUAUGUGAUGGUUUACGUCCACCAAUUAUUACAAAUGCACCUGAAGGUUAUAUUGAUUUAAUGAAAGAAUGCUGGCAUUUUGAUCCAGAAAAAAGACCAACACCAGAUGAAGUAAAAAGAAAAAUUUUUAAUAUACGUUACAAUGGGAUGCCUAAAAUUAUAGAAUCAUCAGAUAUUGGACCUGUAACAACAAAUAAUCCUGAUGCCAUAUAUAAGAGUAGAUAUUUAAGUGGUAUGAUAAAAUCCGCAGCUUCUACAAGAAGUUUAAGAAGUCAAUCUAUUAGUACUUCAGAACUUGAUCAACACCAGAAGAAUUCUAACGAUAAAAGAAAGUUUGAAGAUAAUCAAUUUGAAAGUAACUUUACCAAUGGUACAAGUAAUAAAAAGAUUAAACCGAUUGAAGACGAAAAUAACGAUUACGCUACAAAAGAACUUGAACUUGAUAUCGAUAUGAAUCCUAAGCAAAUUAGUGAUGAUGAAUAUAUUACUACCGAAAUCAAUUUUGAUAUUUAA
This is a messenger RNA of Rhizophagus irregularis DAOM 181602=DAOM 197198, 873 nucleotides long. NCBI's taxonomy places the organism in Eukaryota, Fungi, Glomeromycota, Glomeromycetes, Glomerales, Glomeraceae. The record is from RefSeq and is a predicted model, not a curated record.